GUGAGAGCAAACUACCAUCGCAGUGGGGCCGGCGCGAGUGUGUGUGUGCGUGUGUGCCAGAGAGCAAGCGACCGCGGGGGGGUGGGGGGACCAACUGCUUCACACUUUCGACACUGCACUGAAGAGGGAGAGCUAGAGAGAGAGAGACUGGAGACGCACGGAUCCCCCCAAGAUCUCCCAAGGCUACCGUCCCACAGAUUAUAGAACAGAGACCCCAAAAUCGAAACAGAAGAAACAAACAGCGAUUGAACAUGGACGAAGGAAUUCCUCAUUUGCAAGAGAGACAGUUACUGGAACAUAGAGAUUUUAUAGGACUGGACUAUUCUUCUUUGUAUAUGUGUAAACCCAAAAGGAGCAUGAAGCGAGACGACAGCAAGGAUACCUACAAAUUACCGCACAGAUUAAUAGAAAAGAAAAGAAGAGACCGAAUUAAUGAAUGCAUUGCUCAGCUGAAAGAUUUACUGCCUGAACAUCUGAAAUUGACAACACUAGGGCAUCUGGAGAAAGCGGUAGUCUUGGAAUUAACUUUGAAACACUUAAAAGCUUUAACAGCCUUAACCGAGCAACAGCAUCAGAAGAUAAUUGCUUUACAGAAUGGGGAGCGAUCUCUGAAAUCGCCCAUUCAGUCCGACUUGGAUGCGUUCCACUCGGGAUUUCAAACAUGCGCCAAAGAAGUCUUGCAAUACCUCUCCCGGUUUGAGAGCUGGACACCCAGGGAGCCGCGGUGUGUCCAGCUAAUCAACCACUUGCACGCCGUGGCCACCCAGUUUUUGCCCACCCCCCAGUUGUUGACUCAACAGGUCCCUUUGAGCAAAGGCACUGGCGCUCCCUCCGCCCCCGCCCCCACCGGGUCCACGGCCGCCCCCUGCCUGGAGCGCGCAGGGCAGAAGCUCGAGCCCCUCGCCCACUGCGUGCCGGUCAUCCAGCGGACUCAGCCCAGCGCCGAGCUCGCCGCGGAGAACGACACGGACACUGACAGCGGCUACGGCGGAGAGGCCGAGGCCCGGCCAGACCGCGAGAAGAGCAAAGGCGCAGGGGCGAGCCGCGUCACCAUCAAGCAGGAGCCUCCCGGGGAGGACUCGCCGGCGCCCAAGAGGAUGAAGCUGGAUUCCCGUGGCGGCGGCGGCCCGGGGGGCGGCGCGGCGGCGGCGGCGGCCGCACUCCUGGGGCCUGACCCGGCCGCUGCGGCCGCGCUGCUGAGACCCGACGCCGCCCUGCUCAGCUCGCUAGUGGCGUUCGGCGGAGGCGGGGGUGCACCCUUCGCUCAGCCCGCCGCAGCGGCCCCCUUCUGCCUGCCUUUCUACUUCCUCUCGCCUUCCGCGGCCGCCGCCUACGUGCAGCCUUUCCUGGACAAGAGCGGCCUGGAGAAGUAUCUGUACCCCACGGCGGCUGCCGCCCCGUUCCCACUGUUGUACCCCGGCAUCCCCGCCCCAGCUGCCGCCGCCGCUGCUGCUGCAGCGGCCGCCGCGGCCGCCGCCUUCCCCUGUCUGUCCUCGGUGUUGUCGCCCCCUCCCGAGAAGGCGGGCGCGGCUGCUGCCGCGACCCUCUUGUCGCACGAGGUGGCGCCCCCUGGGGCGUUGCAUCCCCCGCAUCCGCACGGCCGCACCCACCUGCCCUUCGCCGGCCCCCGCGAGCCGGGGAACCCGGAGAGCUCUGCUCAGGAAGAUUCCUCACAGCCAGGAAAGGAAGCCCCCUGAGUCCUUGAGCCCUUCCUUAGAAGGGAUGGAGGUUUAAGCGGAAUAAUAAUAAUACAAGUUAAAACACCCUUAAUGUUUUUAAGGGAGGAAGCGUGAUAGAUGCAGGACAGGCUUAAGGGGGGGAAACAGGUGUUUUGUGUACAUUUGGAGUUCCUGUUUUGCUCAAUUCUCACCACCCCAUCCUCCGCACACUAAUAUCCCCUUACCCCCCACAUACACCAGCUGUUAAAGAUCCUCUGCGAUAGCUAUUGGUUCUUUUUUUAGUUCCCUUGAUAAGUUUUGUCUCCUUUUAGGCCAUCUUCCAUUAUCUUUUAAAAUGUGGAACCUAAUUCUAGAGAAAGUUAAGAAGGGUCUUCUCUGUGGGUGACCUCAUUGAACCAGGGAGGGGAGAAGGUGCCAAGUUCCUUGACUGGAGUUGAUAGAGGACAGCAGGUAGUCUUUACAUAGAGCCUUGUUUCAGGGCUGCCCUGCUUGUUUUAGGAUGAGGUCCACAACGCAUUGAGGAUCUUUUUAAGCUCGGCAUUUUGAAAGGCAUAUAUUUUUCAAAGAAGUGAGGAUACAGUUGCCCACACUGCGACCUAUUCUGAAGUGGUUAAAAUGGUAUCUUUUACUAACUUGCACUUGUUUUGAGAGACACAGAGUUGGGCCAUCGUCAGCACCAAGUCAGGGAAGAUGGAUGAAGAAGCCCAGAACCAUUCUUACCAUCUUGUGCUUGCACUUUAUUGAGAAAUUGACCAUGAAUCAGUUGGUUCAUCUUAAUAUUCUCUCUCUCUCUCUCUCUCUCUCUCUCUCUCUCUCUCUCUCAC
This is a messenger RNA of Marmota flaviventris (yellow-bellied marmot), 2503 nucleotides long. It is a transcript of the gene Bhlhe41, whose product is annotated as basic helix-loop-helix family member e41. Gene Ontology annotation, biological process: regulation of DNA-templated transcription. Gene Ontology annotation, molecular function: DNA binding; protein dimerization activity. Lineage: Eukaryota; Metazoa; Chordata; Mammalia; Rodentia; Sciuridae. The record is from RefSeq and is a predicted model, not a curated record.